Molecule: messenger RNA, 1002 nt
Organism: Chanos chanos (milkfish)
Lineage: Eukaryota; Metazoa; Chordata; Actinopteri; Gonorynchiformes; Chanidae
Product: 12-(S)-hydroxy-5,8,10,14-eicosatetraenoic acid receptor-like
Exons: 1
Coding region: 1-1002 (333 amino acids)
Biological process (GO): G protein-coupled receptor signaling pathway
Cellular component (GO): membrane
Molecular function (GO): G protein-coupled receptor activity
Source: RefSeq, a predicted model, not a curated record
AUGGUCCAGCAAGAUGGGAAUACAUCUGUGGGCAACAACACUGAUCACUGCUUUACAGAGAACCCAACUGUGUACACGGUCCUGUCCUCUGCAAUGAUAAUGGAGUUCAUUCUGGCUUUGCCCCUCAACCUGUCUGUGUUAUACGUGUUCCUCUUUAAAUUCAAAUUUUGGAAAACCAACAGCAUGUUCCUCUUCAACAUGGUGGUGGCUGACCUCUUGCUCGUCGGCUGCCUGCCAGUCAAAGCGUAUCACUAUCAGCAGGGCGUGCGGAGAAGCGAAAACAAGACUGUGUGUAAGUCGAUGCUCUUCAUGCUCUUCCUGAACCGCAGUGCCAGCAUUGCCUUUCUCACCAUGAUUUCCAUCGAUCGGUACCUCAGCGUGGUUCACCCCGGCAAAAAGAACUUCCUCAAGGUCUUGAAAAGGUCUCCGCACACUUCCAUCCUCAUCUGGGUAAUGCUCCUGCCCCUGACCAUCCCCACCAUGCUCAAGACCUUCGAGUGCUGCAACAGCCUCGGACGUGAAGACGACGGCCUGCUGGACGUCCUGACUGACGUUGUUAGGGAGGUCGUGUUUUUCACGCAGAUUCUCAUCCCGUUUGGCGUUCUCGUGUUUUGCACGGCGCAGAUCGUCAACAGGCUGAAAAAGAAAACGGUCGGAGACAAGACCAAACUGCGGAGGGCGGUCUUUCUUGUCUCGUCCGUCGUGUUUGUGUUUUCCCUCUGUUUUUUACCCUGCGCCAUAUCCAGGAUGGUCCUGCUGAUUGCGAGGAUCAAGGAGAACGAAAGGGCAGAGGAAAUUGCUGUUCAAGUCUAUGACAGUCUAAUGUGCUUCUCUUACAUUGAUUGCUUUCUGGAUCCUCUGGUAUACUGCUUUUGCUGUUCCAGGUUCAAAAACAUCUACAUGUCUACAUGUGUUUGCCCCUCAAGUCAAAGACUCGGUGUUCCUAUGAUAAGUUCGGCAAAGACUGGCGAUAGCAAGGAGCAGACUGCAGAGUCCUCUUGA